Molecule: messenger RNA, 213 nt
Organism: Blastomyces gilchristii SLH14081
Lineage: Eukaryota; Fungi; Ascomycota; Eurotiomycetes; Onygenales; Ajellomycetaceae
Exons: 1
Coding region: 1-213 (70 amino acids)
Source: RefSeq, a predicted model, not a curated record
AUGGCAGUGAGAGAGGCAGGAAACAGACCGGACACAGACACAUCAGCUGGCAGAAGAGAUGACAUCUCACUGCAAGAUAUGACAACUAUCACUGCAGCUGCAAGAGAAGCAGAAGAAGGUGUGACAAUAAAAGCAGUGCUCUCACAGCUCAUUAACACUGCUGUCUUCAAUCUGGCUUUCUUAACAGUCAUGAAGAUCACAGCCGCAUCAUGA